AUAUAGAUAUAUAGACAUAUAGAUCCUUUGAACUCUUUCGAAAAUAGCUUUUGAAAAACGGAAGUGCACCCAAUGAUACCAACCGAAUUCGUUACAAGUUUUUCUUCCUCUAGAUAGUUUUUUUUUUUUAUUUUUGCCGAGUUGGCCAGCUUGGCUCGAUGUAAAAAAAAGAAUGCGAUCAACAUCGCCUAAACGUCAAGAGCGAAGAUGGCGGCGAAUGGCGGUGUACGUCUGCUGCUCCUUGUAGUUCUUUGUAUUUUUCCCACGGAAUUAUGCAACGGCGCGGCGACGGACAUCGAGUUGGAUGCCAAGGCGCAGCUGUUGCACCGGCUAGACAGCCUCAAUCUUCUCCUCUAUACUUUUCUACUGAUCUUAACCGUUCUAACGAUAUGGAUGUUCAAGCACCGCCGCCUCAGGUUCCUCCAUGAAACUGGUCUGGCUGUCAUUUACGGUUUAAUCAUAGGAGCGAUAAUACGCUAUGGUUUCACGACGAGCAGUACUAUUCUGCACAUGCCAGUGGUUCCAGACAACACAAGCAAGUACAAUCAGUCUGUACCGCCAGACUCGUUGUGGCUACGUUUUCCCGAGGACAAAGGAGGCGGUAUCGUGAAAAACAAAACAUUUGCAUACUCGUUCCGUGGCGAAAUCUACAAGGAAGAUAAUGAAAUCGACCUGAAGGCAACUUUUGAUCCUGAAAUAUUUUUUAAUAUUAUACUACCUCCCAUCAUUUUCCAUGCGGGAUACAGUUUGAAGCGGAGAUACUUCUUCAGAAAUCUGGGUGCAAUUCUUAUGUAUGCUCUGAUAGGAACCUCUAUAUCAGCUUUUGUUGUUGGAGCUCUGAUGUACGCCUUCGUGCAACUGAUACCGCAUCUCUCCACGUCGUUCACGUUUCUCGACACUCUAUACUUCGGCGCUCUGAUAUCUCCCACGGAUCCCUUGACGAUAAUAUCCAUCUUUAAUGACUUACACGUGGACGUUAAUCUGUACGCUCUGGUCUUUGGUGAAAGUGUAUUGAACGAUGCGGUCGCCAUUGUACUUAGCGGCUCGAUACAGAACUAUGCCGAGCGAUAUCAGUCGGGAUCAGGCGGUUUCGAGACAGUGGCAUUCUUCCAGGCGUUUGGAGACUUUGUAGGAAUAUUCAGUCUGUCUUUGUUCAUCGGUGCUACCAUGGGUUGCAUUACCGCCUUACUGACAAAGUUUACCAGGGUGCGGGACUUCCCUCUCUUAGAGUCGGCGUUAUUUGUCCUAAUGUCCUAUAGUACGUUCUUAAUCGCUGAAGCUACCGAUCUUACAGGCGUGGUCGCUGUUCUAUUCUGUGGAAUUUGCCAGGCUCAUUAUACGUACAACAAUCUGAGUCCGGAUUCGCGCCAGCGCACGAAACAGCUGUUUGAACUACUGAAUUUCUUAGCCGAGAACUUCAUAUUCAGUUACAUCGGCGUCUCGAUGUUCACCUUCCCGAAGCACCAUUUCGAUCCCGGCUUCAUCUUUGCGGGAUUUUUGUGUGCGUUAUUGGGUCGUGCGGCUAACGUGUAUCCGUUAUCUUUCAUCUUGAAUCUAGCGCGAAAGCCAAAGAUAUCGUUGAAUUAUCAGCACAUGUUAUUCUUCGCGGGAUUACGCGGCGCCAUGAGUUUCGCCCUCGCCAUCAGGAACACCGUGUCAGAUGCUAGACAGGCUAUGCUCACUACAACGAGUUUGAUCGUUAUACUGACGGUUAUUCUGCAAGGUGGUGGAACGACGCAAUUUUUAAGCUGGUUCAAUAUUCCAGUUGGAGUAGAUGAAGAAAUAGAAGGGCUCUCUCACAAUGGAACACGUAAUUCUGGCGGCGAGGUUGGCUACGGUGAUCUGGACGUACGUAGGAAAAGAAGUCUGCCGUAUAAUUCUAUGCAGGAUGGAGCGUUGCCAGGCAGUAGCGGCGCCGCGAAGCCUAACGAAAAAGCGUUACUCGCUAGGAUCUGGGGCGAUUUCGAUACCAAAUACAUGAAGCCCUUGUUGACACACUCCAGGCCUACGUUGCUAGAAACGUUGCCGGUCUGUUGCAGUCCGUUAGCGAGAAUCCUCACGACUACGCAACAGAUGACGCAGGAUGAUGUUGCGAGAAAAGCCGAUUCGGAUUCUGACUUUUGCCUGGAAGAUCGUGAAAUGGAGCGACGCAGGACCAGUGUUCAGCCGGUGAGUUUUCAUCAGCCUAGUCUCAAUUACACUGUUAACCCGUGCUAUCAGCCUAACAACAGCACUACAGACGUCAGCACUAAUCCGGACGAGCCCUAUCUGGGGACUGUCAUGAUGAUGACGGGAGAAGUUAGUCCGGGACCACUACUGCUGCAUACACGAGUCGCCCUGCCAGGUCAGAUCGGCAGACACUUGUAAAAUUUCUCUUUAGCCAAGCCAAGUUCAAUCAUUUUCGUUCUCUUACCUCAUUCGCUCGAGUUGCGUCCGGUCAGAAUCAGCUGCACGAUGAUUUUAGAAUUGUACGAUAUACGUAAAUAUUAAACCAGUUAAUUCGCGCUCUUUUUUUAAUAAAAUUAUCGUUUGUGUUAUACAUUUAUAAAUAAUAGAUUAUAGAAUAGAAUUAAUAAACUGUAGUUGUCUCGAAAAAAUUUUCCAUCUAGCUAAAUGCGUAUACAUUAAUUGUAAAAGGUCAAAACCAAUCGAUAUUCUAAUGUCACAACGUGCUGCUGAUUUUGAGGGCGAGCCCCUCUUUAAGUGAUGAAUGUAUCGAUCGAAGAUAGUCUUUUGCGUUAAAUACAAGUAUCACGAUUGUAAAUGUUGGAACCGCUCAUAUUUAGGAUAUGAGGGCUUUUGUGGAGCUAGUCGUGCUUCCUGCAAUUUUUAAUGUAAUUUGCCGAAAUGAAAAAAAAAAUGGAGUACAUCUCUUCAUCGGGAAAGAUUUUCGUUAUAUAUUACAGUUUUAUUGCUUCGCGCCAAGUAGUAGAUAGAUUAAUUUUGAUAUAAACAAUCAGGUAUCGUGUUGAUUACUUUUUUGUGAAUUUUAAUUCAAAUAUUCUCACUUAUAAAGAUCAUUAUAUAUUAUAUAUAAUGUUAUAAUAUAUCCAUAUAUAAUAUGGAAAAAAUUGUUAAUACGUCGAUGAAAUAAAGAUAUAUCUUUAUUAGCGCGAGAAUCGAUACGCAUCGAAUAUAAUGAUCUAAGGAAAACUAUAGAAUUCGAUGAAAGUUAAGUUAGCUUGUUAGAGAGAGACAUACGUAAUAAGAACUGUAUAUAAACGAUUCCUAAACUUGAAAACAUAGAUUUGUUCAUAGAUCACGAUUCUGUUAUAUCCUGUAUUAAUUUGCCGACAAGUAAGAAGGAGAUACGCGAGCAUAAACAGAUUUUUCGGUCUCGUAGAAUUACUUAAUUUUUAGAUACAAUCGCGGCGAAUUGACUUUGCCGUUCCGUACAAAGUAUUCUUAGCUUCAUGGAGUGCGGGGCACUCGGUCUCACAUUGUUUACAUUGUAAUACUUUAGGGCUGCUACAACAGCGACCCAUGUCGGAAUGUAACGAGUGAAAAAUCGUACGAUUUCUUCCUUCUCGCUAUAUAUAUAAAAAUACUAAUAAAAAUACUAAUCUAUUUCAAUCUAUAUAAUCCGAGAAAAAAAGAUCCUAAUACGAUCUCUUCACUUUCAACAUCGUAAUUUAAUAUAUGUUGUAUCGAAGGACGGUCGGAAGUCUCGGAUGUAACUUGAAGUUACAUCAUUUUACAAGACAAGUUUAUUUAGAAAGAUUUUUGUCAUUCAAUUUCUUUCGGAGGAGAUAUAUUUAUAGGCUUCUUGGCAUAGUUACGUAAUUCCGAUCGUGGUAGAGUAAAACUAUAAAUGUCAUAUUCUCCUCUUCCCAGAAGAAAAAACUCUUCUCUACCAGUUACGAGAUAAUUCUUAGAUAAGAAUGCAGAAGAUGCGAGAGAGGACUUUUAAUUUAGUCGUUGGCUGUGAAGAUUUGAUAGAAUUGUUUUGCGAACAUAGAAUGUAGAUAUUAGGAAAGUGAAUCCCUUUAGAACGGAAGGAUGUCUAAAUAGCGUUGUAUUUGUUAAGAACAAUGUAUCGAUUCGCGAAUUAAUUCCUCAAAAUAAACGUGUAUGUUAUGGAAAAGAUUGUUUUAAGACAAGUUAUUAUAUUGAUUUGCGUCGAUGUAACGAGCAGAAUCGCAAUGUAAGGUGGUAUCGCUCCUAUGUAUAAACAUAUAUGUUUGUGAAUCCGGUGUAACGUGUAAUAAAAAAGAUCGCAAUGUAUGUAUACAAUGAGUAUAAUAACGUUGUGAUAUCAUGUACGACACUUUGCAAUGUUUAAUAAAGUAUUUGUAAAAAUAUAA
Molecule: messenger RNA, 4304 nt
Organism: Formica exsecta
Lineage: Eukaryota; Metazoa; Arthropoda; Insecta; Hymenoptera; Formicidae
Gene: Nhe3
Product: sodium/hydrogen exchanger 7
Exons: 13
Coding region: 208-2367 (719 amino acids)
Biological process (GO): sodium ion transport; proton transmembrane transport; regulation of pH
Cellular component (GO): membrane; recycling endosome
Molecular function (GO): sodium:proton antiporter activity
Source: RefSeq, a predicted model, not a curated record